Eurytemora carolleeae is the source of this 1478-nucleotide messenger RNA. RefSeq lists its product as uncharacterized. Lineage: Eukaryota; Metazoa; Arthropoda; Copepoda; Calanoida; Temoridae. Gene Ontology annotation, molecular function: protein binding. The transcript has 14 exons. The record is from RefSeq and is a predicted model, not a curated record. The coding region runs from base 57 to 1331 and encodes 424 amino acids.
CUGUGUUUCAAAAAUUAGAUUUUCUUAAAAUUUUUUUUUUAUUUCUCAGAUAGAAAAUGUCUACUGAGCGGUGGGGAGGUAAAGACGACAUCCAUUUAGCGAGUAGGAGUAGGGAUGAUGAUCUGAUUGCACAGUUAGGACGGAUUCUCCAGGAGAGAGAGGAGAUGGAGGAAGGACGGAUACUGGAGAGGGUUUGCAUUGGGUUGGAGAAACUUCUUGCCUGUCCAAGAGAUUUGUGGAGUAGUCUCGAAGAAGUGAUAAAUGAUGGUCGAAGUGUAAAAUAUGAAAUACGGAAAUGUUUUGAAUAUACUAGAAACAAGAAGGAGGUGUUUACAAACAAGGGAAAAGGUAGAUUGUUCAUGAGAUAUCUUCUGCAGCAAAACCUACUCUUAUCAACCCUGGAGUACUUAGCUCUACCUAAACCUAUCCUAGACCUAGCAGAACAAGCUGACCGGAUGAGGUGGAAAAUAAACCUGGAGAACAGCUGCUGGUUAGAUGUAUCCUGGGAGACAGGAAUGAUGGAAACCCAUCUACUUGUACCAUCAGCAGACCUCGGAGUGUUCGUUACUCUAGCCUCGGGGAAACCAAUUGUUACAAAGGUUCUGCCUGGGAGUGUUGCUGCAGAAGAUGGAAAGAUUGAGAUUGGAGAUACUUUAACUCAUAUAAAUGGUGAACUAGUGAUAAAUCAAAUGAACAGUGGCCAGGGUUUAAAUAGAAUAUUCAAUCUUCUGGAAGAAUCAAAAGGAAAACCAAUAUCAAUAACUGUCACAAAGGCUUGGAAUAUAAACAGUCUAGAACUGUUCUCCCCUGUUGUACCUCUUCUCAAACAAAUAAGGAUCAAUGUAGAAGACCUGCAGAGAAGCUAUUUUCUUACUAGGAGAGGAAUUAGGCGAAGAAGUGAUGAUGAUGAGUAUAACCCUCUGGAAGAUUUCGAUGAACAGGAGUACACUGAUGGACCGGGAUAUUCCUGCUUGUACAUGGGCAGUGUAAACCUGGGUACGCGAGGAGAUGUAGAUCAAAUAGAAGUCGGGAUUCAAACAGUUCUAAAUCAAACUCCAACAGGUGUUGGGCAUCCAGCUGUUCUUCGACUUUUAGAGCUAGAGUUGGUUCUAUCCCGGCCUUUAACCAAGGAUAUAGUUCUUAAACUUAGCUAUCCUAAUAUAUCAAGCUGUGGGCGGAUUAUUGCACUACCGAAGUAUUUUGCUUUUAUCGCCCAGGCUAAAAACGAGAUGUGUAUGUGCCAUGUAUUCUAUACGAGCAGAGAGGAAACAGUCUCAGAGAUCUUAGACAGUAUUGGAGAAGGGUUUUCAAGAACUUCAUUUACUGUUUAGAUCUAGGAUACUAUUGGAUAAGGGUUUUAAGAACUUUUUUUUAAAUUGAAGGAGUAAUUAGAAUACAAAAUCGAGUUAGAAUGGAGUUUUCUAUUUUUUGCUUCAAUUCACUUUGUCUAAAAAAAAUGACAAACGUUCAAUUGAUCA